AUGGCCGGUACUGUUAUAAUUAGAGAGUACUUCCACAACACUCGUCGACCUUUUCGAUUGACUCUCGCCGGAGAAAACCUCUACGUUCUCACAUCACCCCACGAUGUAGCAGCUGCAUAUAAGGAGACUGAAUCUCUCACUUUCGACCAGUUUAUCAGAGACAUCAUGGUAGCUUUUGGUGCUAGUCCUGGUGCAAUCGAAAAAAUGUGGCUACUCCCAAGCAACGAUAAACACGGUUUUAACACCCAGGUUAAAAAUCCUAGUCAAAAAUCCCUUGCUCAGCUCACACGAGACUUUCACAAGCAGCAGUUGCACCCAGGCCAGAACCAAAGGUCGUUAAGUGUGAAAUUCCAAGACUACAUUGACGAGUCUUUACGUUGGGACAGCAUGUCAAUCAAACUUAACGACAAGUACACCCUCAGAUCAAGCGAAAUGUCUAAGGACAUAUGGCUCAAAGGAUGGUGCGCAGAUGUUUUGUUGAAUGCUGCAACGCGGGCAUUCUAUGGUGAAUCUCUUCUUCAGAACCAACCAGAUCUGUUCCGAGAAUUUUUUGAUUUCGACGACAACAGCUGGAUGCUAAUGUACCGUUACCCACGUUUCAUGGCUUCAAGCAUGUAUCAAGCCAAAGACGCAGCAAUCGAUGCCUUGACGCAAUAUUUCGCGACGCCCAAGGGAAGCAGACGGGGCGAGGCAUGGUUCAUCCGGACCUUGGAGGCAGAGCAAAGACAGUUGGGUAUUGGUGAUCGGGACAUAGCAACACUGAGCCUUAUGGUGUACUGGGUGGUCAACUCUAACACGUACAAACUCUGUUUUUGGAUACUUACCUAUCUCCUCCACGAUUCCACACUUCUAGCCCUGAUCCGAGAAGAAACAAGUCAUGCUUUCACAACAACCGGAGAGCUCUCUAUGACAUUUCUGCUCGAUUCUUGUGUCCGCCUCAACUGCCUUUUCGACGAGGUGCUCCGUAUAACUAAUUCUUCAUCGUCCGUUCGAAGCGUCGUCUCCGACACCAUUAUUGGCGACUUUGUUCUCCGGUCAGGCGCGAAAGUCCUCAUUCCUUACCGUCAGCUUCACUUCGACGAGGCAAUUUUCGGUACCAAUGCGCAAGAAUUCGACAGUGGGAGAUUCUUAAGACAGAGGAAUCUCCACCAAAGUCCCAAUUACCGACCGUUCGGAGGAGGGUCGACCUACUGUCCUGGAAGGUUCAUCGCGCGGCAGGAAGUAGUUGCAUUCGUGGCGUUUGUUUUAAAAAGAUUUGAGUUGGAAAUCCCUAAUGCAGAGAAAGAUGGUAUUCCAAACACGUUUCCACGAUUGGAAGAGAUGAAGCCUUGUCUUGGGGUCAUGGGACCUGUACAGGGAAACGAUCUAAUCGUGAGGAUUAAACGACGAAUGUGCACUUAG
Molecule: messenger RNA, 1401 nt
Organism: Letharia lupina
Lineage: Eukaryota; Fungi; Ascomycota; Lecanoromycetes; Lecanorales; Parmeliaceae
Exons: 3
Coding region: 1-1401 (466 amino acids)
Molecular function (GO): oxidoreductase activity, acting on paired donors, with incorporation or reduction of molecular oxygen; iron ion binding; steroid hydroxylase activity
Source: RefSeq, a predicted model, not a curated record